AUGAUACGACUUCCACUGACAACACUUUUUGUGACCAUGGACGAAGUGAAAGGGUACGAAACCCGCCAGCCUAUCAAUGUGGCGCGGGCCGUGGGAGAUGCUCACGGCACAGCGGGUCAGAUUUACGAGCAGGACGAAAUGAGCAUGAAUCCUGUGGAUACUGAAAGUCAGGCACAGCCAACAGCAUUUCGGGGCCCCAGGCCGAAGACGCCUGAACAACGCCAUUCAGCUGCUCGGAACAACUUGGUGAUACGUUCGACCUCGCAGCAGUCGACAGUACCGCUAAACGAAGAACUCCCCUUUGUUAACUAUACUGGCUCGCGCACUCAGAUCGUACCCGACACUAGCUUAGGCAUCGGGCUAGUUGCCGGUGCGGAUGGCGAUCCAGGGAGCGCCGCAAAUCACAACGUAGAUGAUGACGCGGAAAAGGUCACUCCCACUUCCAGUCGCCUUAGUGAAGGUCUGUCUGAACGCAACACCCGUCAAGGAGCAGUCUCCAACAGUCCACAAUCUGCUAGAUGGCUAGCCAUGCCUCCACAAAGGGCAUCUCCGGCUUGGAGAGCCGCCAGGCAAGAUCACUCACAGGCUACACCCAUCGACGAGUCACCUCGUUAG
Messenger RNA from Grosmannia clavigera kw1407, 615 nucleotides. RefSeq lists its product as uncharacterized. The coding region runs from base 1 to 615 and encodes 204 amino acids. The record is from RefSeq and is a predicted model, not a curated record. The transcript has a single exon. NCBI's taxonomy places the organism in Eukaryota, Fungi, Ascomycota, Sordariomycetes, Ophiostomatales, Ophiostomataceae.